Messenger RNA from Arabis nemorensis, 1014 nucleotides. The record is from the annotation of a GenBank genome assembly. NCBI's taxonomy places the organism in Eukaryota, Viridiplantae, Streptophyta, Magnoliopsida, Brassicales, Brassicaceae.
AUGGGUCAUUGCUUUUCAUUGCCGUCUUCAUCAUCGGAGAUUCACGAGGAGAAUGAGUACGGUGAUGGUAAUGCGGUGGUUUGUUAUGGAGAAGAGUUCGGUUUAGAUCACGACCUUCCGGUUCACCGCCUCGGUUCGGUUUGCUCUAUACAAGGAAGCAAAAUGAUUAACCAAGAUAAUGCUAUUCUUUACCUGAGAUAUGGAACAGGGGAUGCAGAGUUAUGUGGAGUGUUUGAUGGGCACGGCAAAAAUGGACACAUGGUGAGCAAAACGGUGAGGAAUAGGCUGCCAUCGCUUAUGUCAACACUCAAGAAGGAGCUAAACCAAGAAUCUCAUGUUGGUGAAGAAGACGAAGCUCAUAAGUGGGAGCAAGCUUGUCUUGCUGCCUUUAGACUCAUUGACAGAGAGCUUCUUCUUCAAGUAUUUAAUUGCUCUUUCAGUGGCUCCACUGCUGUUGUUGCCGUUACUCAGGGAGAUGAUCUCAUCAUAGCGAACCUCGGUGAUUCAAGAGCGGUAUUGGGGACAAUGACCGAAGAUGGUGAGAUCAGCGCAGUUCAGUUAACGUCAGAUCUAACACCUGCUGUUCCUAGUGAAGCAGAGAGGAUCAGGAUGUGCAAAGGUCGUGUUCUCGCAAUGAAAACAGAACCGUGCAGCCAAAGGGUAUGGCUACCACACCAUGACAUACCAGGAUUAGCAAUGUCAAGAGCUUUUGGAGAUUUCAGGCUCAAAGACCACGGUGUUAUUGCCGUUCCAGAGGUCUCUCACCACCGAAUAACUUCUAAAGACCAGUUCAUUGUACUCGCAACGGACGGGGUUUGGGAUAUGCUUACCAAUGAUGAAGUUGUAUCGCUAAUAUGGAGUUCCGGAAAAAAGGAAGCUACGGCCGCUAAAUUGGUGGCGGAGGCGGCCGAAGCUACAUGGAAGAAGAAGCUUAAAUCUACGAAGAUUGAUGAUAUUACAGUGAUAUGUCUUUUCUUGCAUAACAAGGAACAACCAAGUUGUGCUACAUUAUGA